Messenger RNA from Microsporum canis CBS 113480, 207 nucleotides. RefSeq lists its product as uncharacterized. The transcript has a single exon. NCBI's taxonomy places the organism in Eukaryota, Fungi, Ascomycota, Eurotiomycetes, Onygenales, Arthrodermataceae. The record is from RefSeq and is a predicted model, not a curated record. Bases 1 to 207 code for a protein of 68 amino acids.
AUGGAUAUAUCUCCCGGUUAUGCAAUUCGUGCGGUCGUUGCAGCCAUUAUCUCGACCCUUCCUCGAAACUCAGAGUAUCUGAUACCCGACUAUAAUACGGCCCACAAUUGGCUGAUUGAAGACGAGGACCUAGCGAAAGUUCUGAGCGGAAUCGGGGUAUCCUUUACAAUAGAUGAGGACGAUUAUAUGCUAUCGUUCUUCUCCUAG